Messenger RNA from Meloidogyne enterolobii, 1723 nucleotides. The record is from the annotation of a GenBank genome assembly. Lineage: Eukaryota; Metazoa; Nematoda; Chromadorea; Rhabditida; Meloidogynidae.
AUGGACCAUCAUGCUUUGGUGGAGGAAUUACCUGAAAUUGAAAAAUUAACCCCUCAAGAACGCAUUGCACUAGCCAGAGAACGCCGGGCCGAACAACUUAGACAAAAUGCUGCACGAGAAGCUCAGUUGCCUAUGCCAGCACAGCGCCGGCCUCGGCUUCGAUUUACUCCAGAUGUUGCUUUACUUGAGGCUACAGUUAGGGGGGAUACACAAGAAGUUGAACGCCUUUUAAUGGAGGGAGUCAACGCUGAUUCGCACAAUGAGGAUGGAUUGACACCUUUACAUCAGUGUGCAAUCGAUAACAAUGAAAGAAUAGUUCGCCUUUUGCUCAGGUACGGAGCUUGUGUCAACGCCAAGGAUACGGAGCUUUGGACACCUUUACAUGCGGCAGCAUGUUGUGCUUAUAUUGAUAUUGUUCGUUUACUUAUUGCACACAACGCAGAUUUACUAGCAGUAAAUGCAGAUGGAAAUAUGCCCUAUGAUAUUUGUGAUGAUGAGCAAACACUUGACCUUAUUGAAUCUGAAAUGGCUGCUAGAGGAAUUACGCAAGAAAUGAUUGAUGAAAGGAGACAGCAACCAGAAAGGGAAAUGUUGAAUGAUAUGAAAAUUUUACAUCAAAGAGGAUUACCUUUAGAUCAGAGAAAUUCUAUUGAUAAAUCUACCUUUUUACAUAUAGCAGCAGCUAAUGGUUAUUAUGAUGUUGCUGCUUUCCUUCUUCGUUGUAAUGUUUCUCCAGCAUUAAGAGAUAUAGAUUUGUGGCAACCCAUACAUGCAGCUGCUUCUUGGAAUCAACCAGACUUAAUUGAACUUUUAUGUGAAUACGGAGCUGAUAUAAAUGCAAAAACUGGGGCGGGGGAAAGCCCUUUAGAAUUAACCGAAGACGAACCAACCCAACAAGUAAUUAGAACAAUAGCUCAAACUGAAGCUAGGAGGCGGCGAGGUCCAGGAGGUGGUUACUUUGGUGUUCGAGAUUCUCGACGACAAAGCAGAAAAAGAAAAAAAUUCGAAUCGCCCCAACAACCACCUUCAACGUUAGAAAAUCCUUUCUCGGCUAGAGGUGCAAUUAGACGCCAAUCAUUGCGAGAUCGUAGCGGAAUGUCUUUAGCUCGUUUGGAAGCACAAAGAGAGGGUUCUGAUUUAAUUAGAAGUUAUAAUAGUAAAGAAGACCUUUCUUCGAAUCCGGCGGAUGAUUCUUUAACGGCUGGAAGUUCUUCAUAUCUUCACAAUCCCACAGCAGCUACUAGCGCCUCCUCUUCAGCAUUACACGGCGGAAAUCCACACCAACAACAACGUCGUGAAUCUCCCCCUAAACGUGCAUUAAUGGCCAGAAGUGCUUCACACCAAAAGCAAAAACAACAAAUGUCGCCAGAUGAAUGGCUGAAAAAAUUAGAAGCAGAUUCUGCCGGUUUUCGAGAUGAUGGAGAAGAUGGAGAAUUACAUUCUGAACUUAAAGGAGGGCAAAGAGGAGGAAAGGGCGGUGGAGGAGGAGUGAGAGGACAACAAGGUUAAAUUUUUAAAGAUAUUUUUUGAAUUUUACAAGGGGAACUUGACGUAGGAUAUAUCCUUGGGAAAAGAUUAAAAUUGAGUUGUAUUUUACAUAGAGGGUGUCGCCUGGAUAGAGGUAUCGCUUGCUCAAUAGUCUUUAGAAUUUCGAUCGCCCCAAUUCGAUUUGGCGAGUUCUGGAAGAUCCCUUGAUAAUCCCGAUUCGAAAUUUCCAUAUGUC